Molecule: messenger RNA, 2003 nt
Organism: Vicia villosa (hairy vetch)
Lineage: Eukaryota; Viridiplantae; Streptophyta; Magnoliopsida; Fabales; Fabaceae
Product: fasciclin-like arabinogalactan protein 15
Exons: 3
Coding region: 192-1559 (455 amino acids)
Source: RefSeq, a predicted model, not a curated record
AAUAUAUUCAUUACUAUUGUCCUAAUUUACCCACCAAACAACUCAAACAAAACCCAACAUAGUCACAUGAAGAAAAGAAAACCUCUGGACACAAAACAUCACACACCAGCAAAGCAAUUAUUUUUGCUGUCUUCUUUAGUCAAGCAAAUUCUUGAUUCCAUUCAACCCCAUUCUCUCUCUUCCAUUUCGCCAUGUAUUUCCAUUGCCGCAUCCAGGGCGUUCUUCUUCUUGUUCUUCUCUUUAUCUCAAUUCUCUUAUCUUCUUCUUCUUCAUCACCAACGAGUCAAAUCAACUCCAACUCAGUCCUAGUAGCACUUCUCGACUCACAUUACACUGAACUCGCCGAACUCAUUGAAAAAGCUAUGUUAUUACAAACUCUAGAAAACACCGUCGCAACCCAUAAUAUCACAAUCUUCGCUCCAAACAAUGAAGCUCUUGAACGUAAUCUUGACUCAGAUUUCAAACAGUUUCUUCUCGAACCGGGUAAUAUCCAUUCCCUCCAAACUCUCUUACUGUUCCACGUCAUCCCAACCCGAAUCGUAACCGGGUCGACCCGAGACCAACACAAGACCCUCUCCAAUCACAAUCUCCACCUCGCCGCCAAUAUCACCACCGGCGAAUGGACCGUCGACCAAACCCAAAUCACCCACCCGAAUUUCAUAACCCGACCCGACGGUAUCAUCCACGGGAUCCAGCGUCUUCUCAUCCCACGCUCCGUGGAAAACGACUUCAACAACCGCCGUAGUCUCCGUUCCAUCACCGCCGUAAAACCGGAAGGUUCACCAGAAAUCGACACGAGAAAUCACCGAUUGAAGAACAAAUCUCCACCACCGGAAAAACCAGGUUCACCACCGACACUUUCGAUCUACGAAGCAAUAGCUCCUGGUCCGUCGCUGGCCCCGGCGCCAGCGCCGGGACCAGGCGGCCCACACCACCACUUCAACGGCGAGGCGCAGGUGAAGGAUUUCAUCAAAACGUUACUCCAUUACGGUGGUUACAACGAAAUGGCUGAUAUUCUGGUAAACCUAACGUCGUUAGCAACGGAAAUGAGUCGUUUAGUUUCGGAGGGUUACGUGUUAACGGUUUUGGCUCCGAACGAUGAAGCAAUGGCGAAGUUAACGACGGAGCAGUUGAGUGAACCGGGUUCACCGGAAGAGAUAAUGUAUUACCAUAUUAUCCCGGAGUAUCAAACGGAAGAGAGUAUGUAUAAUGCUGUUAGAAGAUUUGGGAAAGUUCGGUACGAUACGUUGCGGUUGCCGCAUAAGGUUAUGGCUGAGGAAGCUGAUGGGUCUGUUAAAUUUGGACACGGUGGCGUGGCGGGUUAUUUGUUUGACCCGGAUAUUUAUACCGACGGGAGAAUCUCUGUGCAGGGGAUUGAUGGGGUUUUGUUUCCUAUGGAGGAGAAGGAGGAGGUUGUGGAGCAGGUUAAACCCGUUUCAAAGAUGGGUCAACCCGGUAAAGUUGAUGUCAAACACAGAAGAGGCAAAUUGCUGGAAACAGCAUGCUGGAUGCUUGGAACCUUUGGACAACAUUCUAGAUUCGCCUCUUGUCUUCAAUGAAAAAGCCCUCGUUUUUUGUUUUUGUUUGACUAGCGACAUUCAUUAAAACAAGAUGCACAGAUUGAUGGAAAUCUCAAAGAUCUUAAUAAGUCAAAUAUGCAAAUCUUGCUGGAUAUAAUAGCCAGCUACUAUGGGUGUGACUUUCCCACAUUUUUGUUUUGCUCUUUUUGUUUUCUCUUUCAUUAUUUCCUUCAUGCGGAUUUUCAUUCUUAGAUGAGUGAGCAGAAGCUUCUCUAGUCUACUUGUCGAACAAUUGAGUGCAUAUAUGUAUUUUUAGUGAUUCAUUUACAACUGCUACUGCAAUGUCAUAGGUCGGUUCUGUUGGGAUCAAAGGGUUUUUCGAACUGCAACUAUGCAUUGAACCAUUCUGAUUAAGUCGAGAACAGGUGGUUUUCCCGAAGAAGUGGAAAUUCAAUAAUGAAACGAUUCUUUGUUGUAAUACAA